This is a messenger RNA of Myotis lucifugus (little brown bat), 1846 nucleotides long. Its product is annotated as carbohydrate sulfotransferase 6. Gene Ontology annotation, biological process: carbohydrate metabolic process; keratan sulfate proteoglycan biosynthetic process; N-acetylglucosamine metabolic process. The record is from RefSeq and is a predicted model, not a curated record. Gene Ontology annotation, cellular component: Golgi membrane. Gene Ontology annotation, molecular function: N-acetylglucosamine 6-O-sulfotransferase activity. Bases 403 to 1590 code for a protein of 395 amino acids. NCBI's taxonomy places the organism in Eukaryota, Metazoa, Chordata, Mammalia, Chiroptera, Vespertilionidae. The transcript is spliced from 3 exons.
GGUGUGGGGCUGGUAGUCGGAGCCGGGGGCCAACCGGCUUCUUCCUUCCCUCCCUCCCACCCUGGCUCCCGCCGGCCGGCUCGGGACCGCAGCCACGUCUGAAAGCGCCUCAUUGUGUGCGCUCCGCUCGCAGCGGGCAGCGCCGAACCGCGCGCAGGCCGCCGGCGGCCGCACAGGUUCCUCCGCCGUGGGUCCCCAGGUGCCGCCAAUAUCUUGGUAUCCGUAAAGCCCCAUCCAUCCCUGGUAUCACCGGGUGCCCCUUAGUAACCUUGGGGUCUCAGCGGAACAAAUCAGGCCGUGCGGACUCCCAGGGAAGAGACAGCAGGCUGUGGAGUGGAACUUGGAAGAGACAAGAAGCCUUUACGGAGCCUCGGAAGCUGCGCCAGGCCCCUUGCAUGCAGCAUGUGGCUGCCACGCAUCUCCAGCACCACGGUGACCGCGCUCCUGCUGGCGCAGACCGGCCUCCUGCUCUUCCUGGUCUCCCGGCCCAGGCUGACAUCCCCAGCAGAUGGCGAGGAACGGGUGCAUGUGCUGGUGCUGUCUUCAUGGCGCUCCGGCUCAUCUUUCGUGGGCCAGCUCUUCAGCCAGCACCCCGAUGUCUUCUACCUGAUGGAGCCCGCGUGGCACGUGUGGUCCGCCCUGUCGCAGGGCAGCGCGCCGGCGCUGCACAUGGCCGUGCGUGACCUGGUGCGGUCCGUCUUCUUGUGUGACAUGGAUGUGUUCGAUGCCUACCUGCCAUGGCGUCGCAACCUCUCAGACCUCUUCCAGUGGGCCGUGAGCCGCGCGCUGUGCUCGCCGCCGGCCUGCAGCGCCUUUCCGCGCGGAGCCAUCAGCAGCGAGGCCGUGUGCAAGCCGCUGUGCGCGCGGAGGCCCUUCGGUCUGGCCCAGGAAGCCUGCCGCUCCUACAGCCACGUGGUGCUCAAGGAGGUGCGCUUCUUCAACCUGCAGGUGCUCUACCCGCUGCUCACCGACCCAGCUCUCAACCUGCACAUCGUGCACCUGGUGCGUGACCCACGGGCGGUGCUGCGCUCACGCGAGCAGACAGCCAAGGCCCUGGCGCGCGACAAUGGCAUCGUGCUGGGCACAAACGGCACGUGGGUGGAGGCCGACCCAGGCCUGCGCGUGGUGCGGGAGGUGUGCCGCAGCCACGUGCGCAUCGCUGAGGCCGCCACCCGCAAGCCGCCGCCCUUCUUGCGUGGCCGCUACCGCCUGGUGCGCUUCGAGGACCUGGCGCGAGCACCGCUGCCCGAGAUCCGUGCACUGUACGCCUUCGCGGGCCUUAGCCUCACGCCGCAGCUGGAGGCCUGGAUCCACAACAUCACGCAUGGGCCCGGGCCUGGCGCGCGCCGCGAAGCCUUCAAGACCACGUCCAGGGACGCACUCAACGUCUCCCAGGCCUGGCGCCACGCGCUGUCCUUCACCAAGAUCCGCCGGGUGCAGGAGCUGUGUGCUGGCGCGCUGCAGCUGCUGGGAUACCGACCCGUGUUUUCCGAGGAAGAGCAGCGUGACCUGGCCCUGGACCUGGUGCUACCGCGCGGCCCGGGCAGCUUCAGCUGGGCAUCGUCCACCAAUGCGCACCCUGGGCCUUAGCGGAAGGCCGGGUUGUGGCGGUCGCCAGGGCCAGGAGGAAACUGGUGGGGAGAGGGCUGGGGUACACAGGGCGCGGGCCGCUACUGGAGGGGCCGGGAGUUUGGGAAUCCUCCCUUGUAUUAGGAAAGGACUGUGUCCCCAAACUCCCUGUUUGUUGCCACUUCUUGACUUUCCUUGGAGCCCUUUUUUGCUGCUGGGUUUCCAUCGGGCACAUUCUUCAUAGAAAACAAAGCUUGUGCCCAGCCAGUGUGGCUCA